GACAACUACGGUAUGUAAUACAUGAUGGUCGAUGUUUGACUUCAAAUUUGACACGACAUUGACGAGUUGUUGACAUACCCUUCACGGCCAAAGACCGCAACAUCAGGAACGCAGAAGAGGAAAAAGUCCAACGAUCAUGGCUAAGGCAACAACAAUUAAAGAAGCUUUGGCAAAGUGGGAAGAGAAAAAUGGACAAAAAGCAUCUGAAGCUACUGAAGUAAAGUUAUGUGGAUGUUAUCCCCCUAUAGAGAAGAUGGAUGCCUCUUUGUCAACUCUUGCCAGCUGCACAAAACUGUCUUUGUCGACUAAUGCAAUUGAAAAAAUUGCAAAUUUGAAUGGUUUAAAAAAUCUCACAAUUUUGUCUGGAAGAAAUGCCAUCAAAAGUUUAACUGGUCUGGAAGCAGUUGGUGACACAUUACAAGAAUUGUGGAUCUCCUACAACAACAUUGAAAAACUGAAAGGCAUCAAUGUUCUCAGAAAACUGAAGGUCCUGUACAUGUCAAACAACUCUGUCAAGGCCUGGGAAGAGUUCAUGAAACUAGCAGAUUUACCUGUCUUGGAAGAUUUGCUUUUUGUAGGCAACCCAUUGUAUGAGGAACAAGAGGCUAACAACACAUGGCGGGACGAAGCAUGCAGACGGCUGAGUAAACUGAAAAAGCUAGAUGGUGUUCCUGUGGUAAGAGAUGAAGAUGCAGACUAAUCAAUACAUAAAUCACCGAGUGAUCAAGGGGAGACAACUACAAUCUGUGAUCCGUCCAAACUUCCCUCGACUCAUUCCUUUCUUAGUCCAUCUUAUUGGUAGAAUCCAGUGACUUUUACUCCUCAUUUCUCCUCUGAGCAAAUUUUCGUAUUUGUUAUCUGAAUUUUCUGCUGAUGUACAUUUGACACAAGGACAUUAAAUUGUUAUAUUUUCUUUAA
Messenger RNA from Liolophura sinensis, 918 nucleotides. RefSeq names its product dynein axonemal light chain 1-like. Gene Ontology annotation, molecular function: alpha-tubulin binding; dynein heavy chain binding. The record is from RefSeq and is a predicted model, not a curated record. Gene Ontology annotation, cellular component: cytoplasm. Lineage: Eukaryota; Metazoa; Mollusca; Polyplacophora; Chitonida; Chitonidae. Gene Ontology annotation, biological process: outer dynein arm assembly.